AUGCUUCUAAGCACUCCAAGUGAAAAGGAUUUGUCACGUCAAAAUUAUAAUCGAACGUCGGCGAAUCAAAUAUGGAUAUUCUGGUCUUGGGAGGCGCCCAUAAACCAUCCAGAAUACACACAACGUGGGCUCAAUUUUAACUGGACAAUGACAUAUCGUCGUGAUUCUGAUAUUUGGCAUGCUUAUGCACUAAAAUUAGGCACAUAUUAUCCUAUUGAUCAAUAUGGUUUAUGUACGGAAAAGAGAAGGUUAUCUAAAGAAGAAUUUGAAAAAAUUUUAUUUAAUUACAAAUUUUAUUUAGCUUUUGAAAACUCUUAUUGUCUUGAUUAUAUCACCGAAAAAGUAUUUUACAACGCACUAGUUCAUGGUGGUAUCCCAAUUGUGAUGGGUGCAAGCGAAAGCAAUUAUGAUGAAUUACUGCCAAAAUCAUCUUUCAUGUAUAUUAGUCAUUCUUCAAAUUUUACAGAAUUUGGUUCCGAACUAGUGAGGAUAGGUAGCGAUAUUGAUAGAUAUAAAACAUAUCACGAGUGGCGUACAGAGUAUCGAGUUCUUACAUGGCCCGAUGGAUAUUAUUUAGAUGCUAAAUUUUGUGACCUAUGUACUAAACUACAACAAAAAACUUUUCAGUCUAAAACAUAUACUAACUUUUCAGAUUGGUUAAAUAAAUGUCAGGAACCAAGCAUGAGCGAGUCCGAAGUGGAAAAUUUUUUAGCAGAUUUGGACUCGAACAGAAGACUUUUUUGA
Messenger RNA from Didymodactylos carnosus, 744 nucleotides. Lineage: Eukaryota; Metazoa; Rotifera; Eurotatoria; Philodinida; Philodinidae. The record is from the annotation of a GenBank genome assembly.